Messenger RNA from Alosa sapidissima (American shad), 549 nucleotides. RefSeq names its product crumbs homolog 3b (gene crb3b). The transcript has a single exon. The record is from RefSeq and is a predicted model, not a curated record. The coding region runs from base 180 to 413 and encodes 77 amino acids. NCBI's taxonomy places the organism in Eukaryota, Metazoa, Chordata, Actinopteri, Clupeiformes, Clupeidae.
UCCCGGUUUUGCGGUGACCGACCGACCGUGUGUGCCAUGCCUCCGCGACUGUGAAUCCAAGACAGAGAGUAGUGCCAUUACCUGGUGAAACAGAGCUACCUGGGAUCAUCUAAGGUGACCCGAACCUUUUGGAGAGUGAUGCACGGUAGCCCUGGACAUCAGCGUCCUGGCCACACACUAUGCUAACUGUGGUGCGGUGGGGAGGGUGGCUGGCCCCACUGGCCCUGGUGGUCCUGACGGCUCUGACCCUGCUGACCUGCGUCCUGCGCAAGCGCCGUGCGGAGGGCAGCUACCAGCCGAGCCACGAGGAGAAGAAGCAGGCGCGCCACCAGAACCCGAACCAGCACCUUCAGCACGGGCCCGAGAGACCCGGCCUGGCACUGCCCCUGCCCAAGGAGGAGCGCCUCAUCUGACCAAUCAGUGAGAGAGGCGCGAGAGAUGGGCAAUCAGACUGACCAAUCAGAGAGCGGCGGUGGACGAUGAGUGGGGGGGUACUGACCAAUCGGGGAGCGGAGGUGUAAGAUGAGCGGAGUCGGUGGUUGAGUGGAC